AUGGGUUGGCUAUGGUCUUCAACACCUCCCAGCGACGGAAAGUCAGCUGCUCUUGUCAAAGAGACUCCUCCUAUCGCAUCAACAUCAACAACCACAGCCACAACUUCAGAUCCUUCAACAUCAGCCCCAUCCAAUUCAAAUAUCGAUCCCGAAAUCCAAAAGUUCAUCGACCUAUUUGAAGCUGAGAAGAACGUAAAACCCUCUGCAACAGAAGACCAACAAGAACAAAACUCUUCCUCUUCCAAAUUACCAUCGUGGCUCUCUCUCAAGAAAUCGACACGCUCAUCCACCCCUAAGCCCGCCGAUAUUCCUCCCCGCGACGCCCUCUCCGAAGCCCUGCUCCCUACUGACAUGUCCUGUCGUCAGGCCUUCGACCAAGCAUGGGCAUGCAAUUCGAUGGGUGGACAGUUCAAUGCCGUGUAUCGCUACGGUGAGAUGCGGUCAUGCAGUGAGCAUUGGGAUGACUUCUGGUUCUGCAUGCGCACCAAGAGUUACUCUCCUGAGAUGCGGGAGAAGGCUAUCAGGGAUUAUUAUCGUGCGAAAGAGUUCAAAAAGUAUGGCCCUGGCAAACCGAGUAGUGAAGAUGUCUGGGAGAGUAGAGAGGACAAGGUUCCAGAAGGGGCAGUAUUUAAUGAGCCUGUUGAGCCACGAAAUUGA
Molecule: messenger RNA, 657 nt
Organism: Fusarium subglutinans
Lineage: Eukaryota; Fungi; Ascomycota; Sordariomycetes; Hypocreales; Nectriaceae
Product: early meiotic induction 1
Exons: 1
Coding region: 1-657 (218 amino acids)
Source: RefSeq, a predicted model, not a curated record